UCAUUCAUAAUCGCUUUUGAUGAACUCGAUACUUUGCGUCCUCCAGGGUCCUUCGUGACCUCCAUAUGCACUAAUAUUUUGCAACACAUUGCUAUCGCAAAAGGCUCUCCAGUUCCUCAAGCUUGUGCAGCCAUGAUGGCCCCAACAAACACCACGCCUCUGGGCUUUUCGGCGCGAAGAGGCCGCAAGUCUGCAACUCCGUACGAGCUCAUCGCUUCGCAAUCCACCGCCUCGGCGUCAUCUUCAUCGCCAUUUCGAUCUUCUGCCGCUCCUGCCUCAGGUAGAUCCGCAUUUGGGACGAACACGCCUGUACGGCCGAGUGCACUCGGUGCCGGGACCAUCUUCUCUCCCGCCUCGAUAAGGAGCCUCGAUGCAGGGACAGGGUCGCCGUUCAGAAGGAACGUCCCCUUCGGCAGCCCGGGUUUGCGAGCUUCGACGGCUACUGCAAGUGCCGGUUCCUUUCCAGGUCGCUCGCCAGCAGCAAGAGAGAGCAAGCGGAGAGAUUCGUCCGUGGGCGAAUCAUCACCACCGUCAAAGAAGGUAAAAUCUGCUCGCUUCGUCCGUCGUAGGUCAUGGACGGAAAAAGCAGCUACACUUCCCGUGGAGCUUUUCCAUUCCCUCUCCAUGCAGCUCUCACUUUACAUGAGCGACCUGCAAGAACUUGGGCCGUCAUUCGGCUGGAUUCUCGGAGGCAUUUUACACUUCCUCUCCAUUAUGGCGCAUGUCAUCUCGCCAGACUCAGAUUUUGGGCUCGGAUUCGGAUCUAUGUUCAGCCGCCGUAGAUCCAGAAAUGGAGCUGCCGGCACUAUCGCUGCCAAAGGCGGGUCAGUCAAAAGUAUGUUCGUUGACGAUCGCAAGGCACCUCUUCGCACCGCUUUGGGACUAGGGACAAGUUCAGCCCCCAGCACAGCCGAACAGAUGCGACGUCUAGCUUCUAUGCAGCGGCAGGCCUGGCUCAGAGCAAUUAGCAUCGUCCUCUCUCUUUCACUCUUGCUUUUGGCGAGCUACAAUGCCUACUAUCUCUUCGUGCAGGCCAGACGGCGGUACACGUUCUGGAUGAAAAGCCAGGAUGAGCCACUGAAAUCCGAGAAUGCCAAGUUGGUUCCAGUCGUUCAGCGCGACGACGAGCGACCGAGUCUCCAUGAGCGUAUCAUUGAAAACAUAACUACAUUUGCGCAAGCGCAACUUCGAAAAGCCCCUAUCAUCAAUUGGUUUGUGCCUCAAGAGCAUGCCGCAUGGCGCAAUGGCAACCGAAAUGCCACGCCUAUGAUGUAUGCGCUUGACGUCUGGCGAGCACCCGAGCUCAGCCUUAGCAUCUUUUGGUGAGUGUCUAUUCUCCCGUCCAUGCGCUAUGGUACCACUUUGCAGCGCUGUUGGGCAUAAAGGGCCUCAUAUCUUGGAUCGCAACCUGGCUCGUCAUGGCGGGCCU
Messenger RNA from Tilletiaria anomala UBC 951, 1429 nucleotides. RefSeq lists its product as uncharacterized. The transcript is spliced from 5 exons. Gene Ontology annotation, biological process: maintenance of rDNA; regulation of exit from mitosis. NCBI's taxonomy places the organism in Eukaryota, Fungi, Basidiomycota, Exobasidiomycetes, Georgefischeriales, Tilletiariaceae. Bases 133 to 1326 code for a protein of 397 amino acids. The record is from RefSeq and is a predicted model, not a curated record.